GGUUCGUCUCGGUACAUUGAGGUGGUCGGUGAGGAUGGUGAGAAAAAGCAGCUAACCAUCCUCGUUAAGGUUCUUCAGUAUCUUGAUUUUAUAAAAAGAUUGCAGCGCCUUUUCAUCGCGAAGGAGUCUGCCAAAAUGAUGAAGUGGCACAAGGAAGGUAUAAGGUACAAUCCAAAAAAAAUCGUACAUCCAUCGGAAGGGGAAGCAUGGAAGUCGUUCGAUGAAGAAUACCCCGAGGAAGCAGCCGAGGCUGGGAAUGUCAGAAUAGCCAUAUCAGGUGAUGGGUUGAAUCCAUAUGAAAUUCUAUCGAGUUCUCCCGGAGCACAGGGCCAGAGCGGACCAGAUCGUGCUACGCCAAUGCAAGAAGAAGGCCCGCCAGAUGCAGUACGAGGUGCGCUAUGUGGCCAUCUCGACAUACCAUCACGACUAUCUUGGUGUGAAGAUGACCAAGGAAGACGCGCGGAGGAUGGGCAUUACCUUGGAGAGGGACGAGUUCUUGAAGGUGUUACCAAAUUGGUGUUAUGGAAAAGACGAGUCCUGGGCGGCAUUGGUGGAUCUUUGGUGUGAUGAGGCUGGAGCCUGGGCGGCUAUGAGAGUCAAAAACAAG
Aegilops tauschii subsp. strangulata is the source of this 607-nucleotide messenger RNA. The record is from RefSeq and is a predicted model, not a curated record. Lineage: Eukaryota; Viridiplantae; Streptophyta; Magnoliopsida; Poales; Poaceae.